Molecule: messenger RNA, 1131 nt
Organism: Aaosphaeria arxii CBS 175.79
Lineage: Eukaryota; Fungi; Ascomycota; Dothideomycetes; Pleosporales
Exons: 1
Coding region: 392-634 (80 amino acids)
Source: RefSeq, a predicted model, not a curated record
AUCUCAAUUGUCAAUCCCUUCAGGCUUCGCCGACCACAAAACGUCAUACCUAACGCCUUUCCUCUUCCUCCUUGACCUUGACCUUGACUAGCUGCUUGUAGCCUCGUAGGUAUACCAUUGGUAUCUCGCAUGCACAAGAAUAGCUAUUGCUCGUAGGCUGUACACAGUACUCCGUAGUAGCUCCCCAUAGCUGGUUACCUACACCGUACACCUAUCUCUGUAGACCCAAUUCAUCUCCGUCCCGCCAACUCUUCCUCCCCCCCUCCCCCAUUAUUGAUCUACAGUUCCGCCCUGUCCUGCCAAUCUCAGCAGCCACACAAUAAUAACCUCCAACACAUUCACCUCAACACCUACCACACUACACACGCCCACCUACACACACAUCACAAUAAUGCUUGCCACACGUCUCUCCGCGGCACGUCCGCUCGCUUGCGGCCUCCGCCGUAUGGCUGCUGCUGCUCCCGCCAGUGGCUUCCAUAGCUCUCCCCGUGCCUUCGUCCAGGUGGGAGACAAGAUCCCCAGUGUCGAGCUCCAAGAGGGAUCUCCCGGCAACAAGGUCAACAUUGCCAAUGAAUUGAAGGGCAAGGGCCUCAUCAUUGGUAUGUCUCACCCUUCUCUCGGCCACCAAGAGUAAAUCCUUCGCCUACUGCGGCCCUCUCCGCUGCCCUCAAUGAGGGAUGUAGCUGGAGCUGUCCUCUUCGAUCACGAUCUCAAUCACAUGACAAUCCCUCACAUCCGCUUGCAGGCGUCCCCGCCGCCUACAGUCCCGCAUGCUCCGAGUCACACAUCCCCGGCUACAUCAAUUCGAGCAAGCUCAAAGACGCCGGUAAGGUCUUUGUUGUCUCGGUCAACGAUGCAUUUGUGUAAGUUCCGGUCGAUUCCUCCCCAUCAUCGUCUCUAUGUUUCGUUUAUGCAUGCGAGCAAAAGAAGCCACUAUUGAUCUAUUCACAUUGGGACGAGAACCCAUCUGCACGAUAAUUUACUAUAUUGUAUGAUGUUUUGAUCGUACUCGAAUUAGUGCAUGUUGUAGCCAAUCUCGUCCGUUCUCUCUUACUCCUCUCUUCUCAUUCGUACAAUUUUGCAUUUCCUAAUAUGGAAAUUUCUAUUCAUCGAUUGAUCAAUUGCUCUGCA